UUUUUGCAUGACGAAAUGACGCCUCCUUGGCUAACUCCUGAUGCGGCUCCAGAUCCAAGAGACAUCGGUCCCCAAUUCACCAGGCUGAGGUGUCAUCGGAAGUCAGACGCCGGUGGCCCGGUAGGAGGCGCCCCACGGGUCCUGUCACCGCUUUCGGUUUGCCGGGGCCGGGCACCUCGGAGAAGGCGCGCCCCCCUCCCUCUUGGACCGCAGGCCCGCCCCGCCCCACGGCUUCCUCCCCGGCCGCGGGCACUGAGGCCGCGCAGGGCAGAGGAGUCGGAGCCGGCGAGCAGGCGGCGGCGGCGGCGGCUGUGGAGGCGAUGGUCUUUUGUGCCGGAGGAAGGCUGGGUGGGGAACUCUCGAAGCCUUGACCUUGGGCUUGGUGCUCAGGCAGAGAAAGAGUUGAAGCGAUGCCAGCAGCAGGCGGAAGAAGUGACGGAAAUCAUGCUCGACAAUUUCGGCAAGGUCCUGGAGCGCGAAGGCAAGCUGACAGAGUUGGAGCAGCGCUCAGACCAGCUCCUGGACAUGAGUUUGGCCUUCAGCAAGACAACCAAGGCUUUAGCCCAGCAGAAGCGCUGGGAGAAUAUCCGGUGCCGGGUCUACUUGGGACUAGCAGUGGCUGCUGGCCUGCUCAUCAUCCUGAUUGUGCUGCUGGUCAUCUUUCUUCCAAGUGGUGGGGACAGUAGUAAACCAUAGGCCAAGGAUGCAGGCACUGCCUUAGGGACUGGGGACUGAGCCAGCCCGGCCUGAAGGAAAGGCUGAGUGGCUGCACUGGCCUGUUUUGGUCUCCAGAGAAUCCUGGUGUUUGUGUCCGUCUAGGACACCCGAGUGACUGCUGAAGGGCAUCCUGGAUAUGUGCACCUCUGCAUCUCCCAUCAUGCCAUGGUCUGGCCCUUGAGAGCAGCCUGCUGCUGCGCUGGCCCUAUUAGGCCACACCACUGGAGCUCAGUAAAAGCUGCUGUUUGGUUAAAAA
Apodemus sylvaticus (European woodmouse) is the source of this 973-nucleotide messenger RNA. RefSeq names its product vesicle associated membrane protein 5 (gene Vamp5). The record is from RefSeq and is a predicted model, not a curated record. Gene Ontology annotation, cellular component: plasma membrane. The transcript has 3 exons. Bases 16 to 696 code for a protein of 226 amino acids. NCBI's taxonomy places the organism in Eukaryota, Metazoa, Chordata, Mammalia, Rodentia, Muridae. Gene Ontology annotation, biological process: Golgi to plasma membrane protein transport.